Elgaria multicarinata webbii is the source of this 1050-nucleotide messenger RNA. RefSeq names its product coiled-coil domain-containing protein 166-like. Lineage: Eukaryota; Metazoa; Chordata; Lepidosauria; Squamata; Anguidae. The transcript has a single exon. The record is from RefSeq and is a predicted model, not a curated record. The coding region runs from base 1 to 1050 and encodes 349 amino acids.
AUGGCUCCCAAAAGAACCAAGUCAAAAGACAAGAGAGGCAUGGCCAAGGCGCAAAGCACUUCUUGCCAGUUCAUCAAUGAGAGGGAGCGGUACCUGCAGAAGGAAUAUGGCAUCCUGUCGGAGCAUGUCAACACAUACACACAGCGCGUGGAGCACUUCCAGUCGGAAAAUGAGUUCCUGGACAAGGAAGCCCAGCAGAUCCGAGAGAACAGCAAAGCCUACCUCGCCUAUUUAGCCAAGCGCACCCUCAAAUGCCAGAACGCCAUCAUUACCCUGAAUGAUCAGAAUCGUUCAGACCUGGCCUAUGUCCUAAAGCAGAAGGAAGAGCUGACCUCACAGUACACGGACAAAGAGAAAGAAGUGAGAAGCCAGCUGAUAGAGAUGGAGACCAAGUACUCCCUCAUGACCAAGGAAGUGGAAGAGCUGAAGCCCUUCAAGGAACUGCAGUCAGAGCAGCUGGCCCGGAUCAGGGAGCUGGAGAAAGAGCUGCUGGCCAUGAAAAUCCUGCACUCGGAGCAAAUGCACAAAGUCAAGAGCCGAUUCCUGCAGCAGAAGGCAGAAUACGAGAUUCAGUCCCAGCAUGAAGUGCAAGCUCUAGCCAAGAGGGCCGAGAAGGAAGCGGUGCGAAGUCUGAUCCAGCACACCAAACAGGUGAAAGCCGAAAACUGGCGCCUGCGCAAUGAACUGCUGAACCUCAUCAAACGGGCCCAAGGCCUGAAAGGCAUCGUGCGUCAGCUCAGAGAACAAAAGGAACAGCUGCUCCGGGAGCUCCUGUACGGUCAAGAGCUGGCACACCUGCGCCACUGGCUAACUCAGCAAGGGCGCCCAAGAUGCCUCACUUCCCACGGAAGCGCAAGAGCUGGGAACAGAUCAAGCGCCACUCCAGCUACCGGUCAGCAAGGACCCAGAAUCUCCCGCGCGUGUCGAACUGGCAGCAGAGAACUUCCUAGCCCCUCAGAUUCCAGCGGCCAGUGGUGCGGGACCCAGAGUGCUCCUCUAACAGAGCUGUCUCCGGAGCAUGCACAGCCUGAAUCAAGACAGGAGUUGUGA